Messenger RNA from Nannospalax galili (Upper Galilee mountains blind mole rat), 570 nucleotides. RefSeq lists its product as uncharacterized. The annotation marks the transcript as partial. The record is from RefSeq and is a predicted model, not a curated record. The transcript is spliced from 2 exons. Lineage: Eukaryota; Metazoa; Chordata; Mammalia; Rodentia; Spalacidae.
CUGGUCCCUCGAGGGAAGCUCAAGUUAGUGCCUCUGCCUUUCCUAACCAUGGACGAGACUCAAAUACAAGCUGUGUUUCCGAGGGCACUAUCCUUGGCUUCAAGAAGGUCCCCUCCUUCCAGCACAUAUCUGGUGGGUCCUGCCAAACCAGCUCUGACAAUUUCUCUCAAUGCCACCGCACCCGGUGGGAGAAACUCCAUCCAGUCCAGCACUGUCCCUCAGGUGGCUGCUGCCAGGCCUGCACCCUACAAAACAUCAUCUUACAGUUCUCUCCAGAAGAAGCCCGUUUCAGCUGCUCUGACCAAGGACACGUCACCUCCCAAGAAUCAAUCCCAGUAUCUCCUACAAGACUUCUGCUGCCAACCAAUUCCAUGGAGGAAAGUGAACAUUCCUGGAUCCCUCAUAUCACAUCCUAUAACAGCACAGAGGCCAGAGCAGGAAGCCAUGAAGUGGCGGGCUCAGCAAGAGCAGGAGAAGGCUGCCAACGAUACUACCUUAAGGAAACAGCAGGUUUUCCUUCAGAGGGAAAACGAUAUGGAAAUUUCUCGCUAUUAUGGCUACGCAAUGUAA